UCUAUAGCAACCGCGUAAGCAGCCGACCUAAUGUCGUCUGGCAUCUCCGACUGGCUCAUUAGGGACUGCUCACUUCCAGGCCUCGGACGGGUAACAACGUACGUAUUGACCGCUUGUAGCAGAUGAUAGAAGCUGACAAGAGCUUCGCCCCUCUUCUCUGAUAGCCAGACAGCGCUUGCCUGGUUCGACGGCAAGGUGGGUGGGAGAUCAAGCAAGACGAUCGGUCGCCCCCCUCCCCCUCCAUGGGAUGCGGAAGUAGCGUACAGGUGACACCAGCUACACCUGUCAAGAGACCCGCGGAUGAAAAGCAGACGAAAGCCGUCCGUAUCCGGGAGAACGGCAAGCUCAGCUGUCCAGGGGAGUCCAGCUCAACGUUAGGCGGCGUCGAGCCCUCAAGGGUGACCGAGAACGACCCCGAGAGAGCCUCGGUACAGGAGCCCUUUAAACACGAGCAGGAACAAGGACAAGGAAAACCCGAGCAGGAACAGGGACAAGGAAAUCAAGAGGAGGAACAGGGACAAGGAAGCGAUGGCGACGACCCUCAAGGAAAGACUUCAGAGGAUCAAGCGACUUUGAAGGAACAGGCUGGAUAUUUACCAGCAUUAAGUCAGAAUUCAGAAGAAGACAGUGGAAGGACUAGCCCAGAUGGAAGUUGUGAUUCUGAGGCGUUAGACCAAAGUAAGGAGGAAGACAGAACUUACGAACCAAAGAAAGAAGACAACCCAUCCGUACAAGGUUCCGCUAUUUUUGCAGAGGUAGAGAGAACUUUAACUACACAUGCAGACGACAUAACCAGCGGUAUCCAUGGCGAUCACGUUCAGAGGCGCUUACAGUUUGACGAAGCUGAUGUUGGAAAUUCUGACGUCUUCGAGAAUACCAAGGGGCCCGACACCAUCCAGCCCCAGGGGUGGGGGCAGACGGGCGGGCGCUGGGACCUGCCUGCCGUCGUGCUGGAUUGUGGGACGGACUCGGUGAAGGCAGGGUUUGCGGGUGAGGACACGCCAAGGGCCGUGUUGCCGACCGUAGUAGGGACACCUAGACAUCAGAACGUGUUUAUAGGCGCCGACCAGCAGGACUGUUAUAUCGGCGAUGACGCGAUGUCGCGACGGGGGAUCCUUUCAUUACGUCAUCCAAUCGUCAACCGUUACGUCAAAGACUGGGACGACUGGGAAAAGGUGAUUCAUCACGUGAUGACGACCACCCUGCGCGCGCAGCCUGACCGUCCCGUGAUGCUGAUUGAGCCUGCGCAGAACCCCCUAGCGGACCGGGAGAGGAUCGCAGAGCUGCUGUUUGAAGCCUUGGAUGUGCCCGGCCUGUACCUGGCGUCCCAGGCGGUGUUAGCGCUGUUCGCCUCCGGGAGGACCACGGGAGUGGUGGUGGACUGCGGCGCCGGCCUGACGCACGUCGUGCCCGUGUACGAGGGGGUCCCGCUCACUCACGCCAUCCAGCGGAUCCCAGUGGCAGGACAGGACAUCACCGAACAUUUAUCCAGACUGUUGGCACAAGCCGGACACGGACAGGUAAAAACAGAAAUCGUUAAUCAGGUGAAGAAUCAGUUGAGUUAUGUGGCCCUGGACUACGACGCAGAGGUACAGAGAAACGUGACAUCAGCAGAAGAGAUGACCUAUGACCUUCCGGACGGGCAGGUGUUGUCUGUGGGGACGGAGAGGUUCAUGGCGCCUGAGAUAGUCUUCCGACCAGAGCUCAUAGGUAAAGACUGUAGUGGUCUCCCCAGGGGAAUCCUAACCAGCAUCAUGCAGUGUGACGUGGACCUGCGCCGCACGUACCUCGAGAACGUGUUCUUGAGCGGCGGCACAGCGUCCUGCUCCGGGCUGCUGGAGCGUCUCUCCCGGGACCUGGUGGCCAUCGCGCCCGAGGACCACCCCGUGAUGGUCCACCGCGCCACCCCGGACACACAGCUCUCCGCCUGGAGGGGAGGAUCUGUCCUGGCCGCCUUGAGGUCCUUCCAAGACUCUUGGAUCACGCAAGAAGAUUUUGAGGAGUACGGACCUAGCAUCGUCCAUAGGAGCACAUAGCCUUCGGCCUUCGUCACAUUUCCUACCCCGGGGCCCAGCCGUAGUCUCCAAGCAGACCC
Molecule: messenger RNA, 2095 nt
Organism: Branchiostoma floridae (Florida lancelet)
Lineage: Eukaryota; Metazoa; Chordata; Leptocardii; Amphioxiformes; Branchiostomatidae
Product: actin-42-like
Exons: 7
Coding region: 243-2036 (597 amino acids)
Source: RefSeq, a predicted model, not a curated record